Molecule: messenger RNA, 811 nt
Organism: Cololabis saira (Pacific saury)
Lineage: Eukaryota; Metazoa; Chordata; Actinopteri; Beloniformes; Belonidae
Gene: spc24
Product: SPC24 component of NDC80 kinetochore complex
Exons: 6
Coding region: 77-676 (199 amino acids)
Source: RefSeq, a predicted model, not a curated record
CCACAGAAGAAGAGAAGAAGCGGCGCGCCCUCGGCUCGGAUUUGAAUCGGAGGAAAACAACUCACGCAUUUCCAGGAUGGCUCAGGGUCACAAGUUCCAGGACCUGGAGGAGAUGGGGGAGACUCUGCAGGCCUUCAUCGCCAGCAGCCAGGCGGAGAAACUGGUGCAGGUCGAGCGGGAACACCAGGCUCUGUUCGGUCAACAUGCAGAAUUGAGGAAGACUGUGGCACUGAUUUUAAAUGAUAUGGUUCAAAUUGAGGAGAGUAAAAGUCAGAGACUGCUGGACACGGAGGAGCAGAGGAACCACAAGGAGCAGGAGCUGAAUAACUUGGAGGAGCAGCUGAGGCAGUGCACGGCCAAGAGCCAAAUGACAGACUCGGAAAUACAAUUUCUGCAGAGAGAGCUGGAGAGUCUGAGGAACGCUGAGCAGGAGCUUCAGACUCUGCAGAUUGAGGUGGAUGAAGACACGAUGGAAAUCAUCCCAUCGUCAGUAUAUGUGGCUCAGCUGUACUACCUAAUAACAAAGAUCAAGUGGGAAUAUGACACACAACCCAACAUUUUAAAAGGAGUGCACUAUGGUGCGGACCUGGCCACCCCCAUCAACACUGACGUCUCCACCAGGUCUCGGAACGACGUGAGCGACCAGCUGUGGGGCUUCGUCAGCACCAAAUGGUAGCGGGCAGACACAUCCGGCCGUUUAAGAUGUUGUGUGUGUUAUUUUUGUUCUGUAUGUGUAUGUGCUCAUUUUUCUCUGUCAUGUACAAAAUUAAAAUGUAUAUAUUUUACAAGAAUAAAAAAUCUCAGAGCUUCA